CAGAUAUAUUUGUUCAUGCUUGUCGUCGUGACCCUUGUUUCGGUUUCUUCUUUCAAAGUAGCUACUUCUGCAUCUCUUACAGCUCCAUCAUCAAGAUCACCAGAAGGACAAGAAGCAGAGGCUCUUCUAAAAUGGAGGGAUAGCCUUGACAACCAAAACCAAUCUCUCAUGUCUUCAUGGUUAGGAAAAAGUCCUUGCAACUGGACUGGAAUUGCUUGCAAUGAAUUCAGAAGCAUCACUAAUAUUAGCCUUAGCAGCAUUGGAUUAAGAGGUACUCUCUAUGCUUUUGGCUUUUCAUCUUUCCCUUCUCUCCAAAGCCUUAAUCUCUACCAAAACUCUUUCUAUGGUAGCAUUCCCUCCAGCUUGGGCAACCUUUCUAAGCUCAUCUACCUUGAUUUGUCUUUUAAUCAACUCUUCGGAAGAAUCCCAUCUGAGAUAGGCCUUAUGACAAGUCUUCACAAGCUUUAUCUAAAUGAUAAUGCCAUAAAUGGAUCCAUUCCUGAAGAAAUAGGAUCACUCAGCUCACUCAAAGUGCUGGGUUUGAGUGGAAACAACCUCACAGGUCCAAUUCCAGCCUCCAUUUGGAAUAUGGGCAACUUGUCCUUACUAUAUCUCUUCAAAAAUGAACUUACUGGAACUGUGCCACAAGAAGUAGGAAAUCUCAAAUCUCUAAACCAGCUCCACUUGCAAUUUAACAACCUAACUGGCCCAAUUCCUGCAUCCAUAGGAAACCUUGUCAACUUAACUAUUUUAGCACUUCUUGAGAAUAAUUUCUAUGGAUCCAUUCCUCCAACUUUAGGAAACUUGACCAAGCUCACCUUAUUAGAUGUGCAGCAAAACCAAUUGAGUGGCCCCAUCCCACCAGAAAUAGGAAAGCUCAAACUGCUAUUCAAACUAGGAUUGUUUGUAAACAAUCUCAAUGGCUCCAUUCCUGGAGAAUUCAAGAAUCUUACAAAUUUGCAAAAUUUAGGGGUGUCUAGCAACAUGUUGUCAGGCUAUCUUCCUCAAGACAUUUGCACUGGUGGAUUACUUGUAAAUUUUACAGCAAAUGACAAUUAUUUCAUUGGCUCUGUUCCGAAAAGCUUCAGAAACUGCUCCAGUUUAUACAGAGUGAGGCUUGACAGAAACCAGUUAUCAGGAAACAUAUCCGAAGACCUUGGAGUUUAUCCACACUUAAACUACAUUGAUUUGAGCUAUAAUAAUUUCUAUGGGGAACUUUCUCCGAAGUGGGGUCUGUGCCAAAGUCUACAAAGCUUGAAAAUCUCCAACAACAGAAUUUCCGGAAGAAUACCUACCCAACUUGGUGAGUCUCUUCAGCUACGAGUACUUGACCUCUCCUCGAAUUAUCUAGUUGGGGCUAUCCCAAAGGAAUUGGGGAGGUUAGCGUCACUGUUCAACCUUAACCUGGGUGGAAAUAAACUUUCAGACAGUGUUCCAUUGGAAAUUGGAAGACUAUCCAAUCUAGAGCAACUUAACUUGGCAGCAAACAAUCUCAGUGGAUACAUUCCCAAGCAAUUAUAUGGGUGUUUAAAGUUAUUGAACUUGAAUUUGAGCACAAAUGGAUUGAAUGAGAAUCUUCCUUCUGAGAUUGGCAGCUUAGAAUCUCUUCAGGUGCUUGAUCUUAGUCAUAAUUUACUGAGAGGAGAGAUACCACCACAGUUUGGAGAAUUGGAAAACUUAGAAGCACUGAAUGUCUCUCACAAUGAGCUCUCUGGCUCUUUCCCAUCCACUUUUGAUAAUAUGUUGCACUUGACUGCUAUUGACAUAUCCUACAACCAAUUGGAGGGUCCUCUUCCCAACAUCAAAGCCUUCAACGAGGCUCCAAUCGAAGCUUUAGAGAGUAACAAAGGCUUGUGUGGAAAUGCCACAAGUCUGAAGGCAUGCCAAUCUACAAUAAGAAACAGGAAAAAGAAUAAAAACAUCAUUUUGAUUGCAGCCCUCAUUUUAGGAACUCUGUUUCUUGGGUUCAUUGUGGUUGGGUUUCUCUACAUUUGUCGUCACCAGACCGUAAGGGAAGAGCAUGAAAUGCCAAGAAGAGCAGAUCUAUUUGAUAUAUGGAGCUAUGAUGGGAAACUGGUAUAUGAGGACAUAAUUGAUGCUACAGAGGAAUUUGAUUCUAAGCAUUGUGUAGGAGCAGGGGGGCAUGCAAGUGUUUAUAAAGCAAUGCUACAAACAGGCCAGAUUGUUGCAGUGAAGAAACUUCACACACUACAGGAUGGUGGAAUAGCAAAUAUAAAGGCUUUUGAGAGUGAGAUUCGUGCACUCUCAGAAAUCCGCCAUCGCAACAUUGUGAAGCUCUAUGGUUUUUGUGCACAUCCACGCCACUCAUUCUUGGUUUACCAGUUCCUAGAAGGAGGUAGCUUAGAAGGGGUACUAAGGAAUGACAGAGAAGCAACUAUGUUUGAAUGGACUGCAAGGAUAAACCUUGUCAAAAGUGUGGCUGACGCUUUAUCCUAUAUGCACCAUGAUUGCUUGCCUCCAAUUGUUCAUCGAGACAUAUCAAGCAAGAAUAUAUUGCUGGAUUUAGAGCUUGUUGCUUACAUCUCUGACUUUGGAACAGCUAGAAUCUUGAAGCCCGACUCUUCCAACUGGACUUCAUUUGCAGGCACAUUUGGAUACACUGCUCCAGAGUUUGCAUAUACAAUGGAAGUGAAUGAGAAAUGUGAUGUUUAUAGCUUUGGAGUGUUAGCUUUAGAAGUGAUCAUGGGAAAGCAUCCAGGAGAUCUCCUGAUCUCCGUUCUCUCCUCGACAACAUCGACUGCGCUUGAUACCCCGCUGAGGGACGUUCUGGACCAAAGGCUUUCACCUCCUAAAGAUCAAGUUGCAGAGAAAGUGAUGUUUGUUGUGAAGCUUGCGUUUUCAUGCUUGCAAACCAAACCACAAUGUCGGCCAACCUUGCAACAGGUUUCCCAGGAGCUAUCAAUUCCAAAGGUACCUUUACCACUCACACUUGACAAAGUUGCCUUGGAACAGCUGGUUAGCCAUGCUUGAAAGGCCAAAGUUGUUAUGGCAUAAUAAAAAAUCUAUUGGGAUUAAAUUUGGUAUUGUUGAUAUGUUCAGAAAUAAAAAAAUAAAAUGAACAAAUCUUUUA
Molecule: messenger RNA, 3091 nt
Organism: Prunus persica (peach)
Lineage: Eukaryota; Viridiplantae; Streptophyta; Magnoliopsida; Rosales; Rosaceae
Product: MDIS1-interacting receptor like kinase 2
Exons: 2
Coding region: 16-2991 (991 amino acids)
Biological process (GO): protein phosphorylation
Molecular function (GO): protein binding; protein kinase activity; ATP binding
Source: RefSeq, a predicted model, not a curated record